AUGAAAAAUAUUUUGAGUUAUUUUUACGGAUCAUCUGUAAAUUUUAUUAACUAUUUUUAGGAAAGUAAAAAUACUGAUGUUAAAGAUCCUAAGCUUGAUUAAUAAUUUGAAACAUUUAUUUUUGAAUUUACUUCUAAUGAAUAUUUCCCUCUUUAUGAAAAAUGGACAAAAGGAGAAGAACAAGAAUACAUAGGUUUUUUGUUAUUCCUAAUUUAGAUUUCAAAUUGUAAGACAUAGAAGAUAUUUAUUUAAAUAACUAUGAUUAAUAGCUGAAAUUUUAAUAAGAAGAGACAAACUUAGUAGAUUAUAUUGUAUAAGAAGAUGACACUUUAUUUGGAUUAGAAUUGAAAUUUAAUAUCAAGUAUUCAAAAUGUUAAUAAUAAAGUUAGAACAGAAUUUUAAAAAUAAAUGAUAUUUCACCAGAAUGUUUUGUUCCUGGAAUGAGAAUUAAAGUUCCUGCUGUCUAAUAAGAAUAAAGUUAACCUUUCUUUUAAGAAAAUGAAAUUAAUGAUUUAUAAUUCAAUUAAUCAUCAUUUUAUGGAAGAAACUUAAUGGAUGAAAUAAUGUCUAGAGGUUAAACAAAAAAAUGUAUAUUCCAUUUAAAAUUUAUAGUUAAUGUUUAUUAUGUGACUAAUUAUGGUUGUAUAGAAGGAGUUUUAACAGUGAAUAGUGAUGUCAUAUUAUUUGAUCCUAGUUUUGUUGAUAGAAAUAAAGAAUUAGUUUAAAAAUGUCAUAGUAAAAAUAUUAAUUAAUAUACUAGAAUAAAGUAUUCUCAAUUUUUAAGCUUGUCUUAUGACUGAAGAUGUAAUAUCAGUUGAUUUAAAUGAAUUACCUAUGAGAAUAGCAAAAUCUACUUCAAAAUGUUUCAAAGAUUAUUUAGUAAUGGUACAUAUAAGUGCAAAUGUUUCUUGUAAAAAAUUACUUGAAAUUUUGCCUAUUCUAACUUUUAGAGUAUAUGUGUUUUCAUAAUAAUAUCUAGAUUUAAAAUGAUGAUGAUCAAAAAGAAUUCAAAAUUUAAAGUAUAGAUUUAUGUGAAACUUUGGCUGAUGUAGUUAAAACAAAAUCAGAACGAAUGUUAGAUGAAUAGAAAAAGAAGGAAUAAGAUUUAACUAUUAUUCCUUUUUAUGAUGUUUAAGAUGAUACUUUAAUUGAAAAAUUUAUAUAAAGAACUAAUUAACUUUGGGGCGGAUAGGAUUUUAUUCCAUAAAUGGUUUCAGAAUCUUAAAUUUUAGAUAAUGAUGAAAUGAUAUAAGUAAUUAUAUUUUAAUUUAGAUAAUUGCUAAUGUUCCAUCUAUUUUUAAAACAUCUAAUUGGAAAUUAAUAUUUUCAAAUGUUAUACACGGUUCAUCUUUCUUGACAUUGCUUAAUAAUUGUGAAAACCAUUCUCCAUUAAUUUUAGCAAUUAAAGAUUUUAAUGACUGUAAAUUUGGAGCAUAUUUAAAUGAAACUCCAUAAUUAACAUUUGGUAAAUUCUUUGGAAAUGGAGAAACAUUUCUUUGGACUUUUAAAGUAUUUUUCAUAUCAAUUAAAUAUCUUAGGAAAAUGAUUUCAAAACUUAUAAUUGGGCUGAAACAAAUAAUUAUUUUAUAUUUUGUGAAUCAGAUGGUUUGGCUAUUGGAUGUGGAGAAAAAUUUGGUUUAUAUGUGAAUAAUUCUUUGAUGCAUGGAAACACAAAUUAAUGUGAAACCUACAAAAACGAAAUCUUAUCAAUCUCUAAUGAUUUUAGUAUAUAAAUACUUGAAAUCUGGGGAUUAAGUGAAUGA
This is a messenger RNA of Paramecium primaurelia, 1763 nucleotides long. Lineage: Eukaryota; Ciliophora; Oligohymenophorea; Peniculida; Parameciidae. The record is from the annotation of a GenBank genome assembly.